Molecule: messenger RNA, 651 nt
Organism: Notodromas monacha
Lineage: Eukaryota; Metazoa; Arthropoda; Ostracoda; Podocopida; Cyprididae
Source: the annotation of a GenBank genome assembly
ACUCGUCUGUUAUAUGCAGAGUCGGUCUUUGGCGUCGGGGAUUGAAGUGAAAAAAUGGGCAAGUUAUUGGAGUUGUGUCUGAUGGUUUUGCUCUUGGCGUCGAGUGGCUCGAGUGAAGAAGUCACGGCACCUGGUGGAGGCUCAAAUGUAGCAGCUGGAGGGCUGGUCUCACAUCCCCCAGACAUGACUACAUUACCCCCAUCAGCAGCCAUGGUUUCAUCUCCAUCAGCAAGUGGAUCCCAUUCUGGAAACAUCAUUCCUUCAGGGGGUUUACCUGGGAUUUCUGCUGCUCAGGGACCCAGUUCAUCCUCAGCAUCCUUGGGAUCCUCUGCAGGGGGUCUCAUGUCUGCUGGAGGAUCCCCCGUUGGCCUGAGUGGCAAGAUCAGUCCCAAGUUGCCGCCAAGGAACCUGUCUGGCUCAUCAUCAGCAGGUGCUUUUCUGAGUGACAGAAGACCCUCAUCUUCUGGGAUCAUGGGUUCUUCAGCAUCAGGUUCUGGGGGUACGGCUAUCAUAUGGGGGAUGUCAGCACCAAUUCCAGCAUUGCAUCAGCAAUCAGCAGUGGGUCAGCAGCUGUUUUGGGAUCAGCUGGACCAGCAGCAUCCUCAGCACCAUCAUCAGGCCUGAAUGCACCUUCUGAUAUUGGACUGCACU